Messenger RNA from Ilyonectria robusta, 1135 nucleotides. RefSeq lists its product as uncharacterized. The coding region runs from base 1 to 1068 and encodes 355 amino acids. Lineage: Eukaryota; Fungi; Ascomycota; Sordariomycetes; Hypocreales; Nectriaceae. The transcript is spliced from 2 exons. The record is from RefSeq and is a predicted model, not a curated record.
AUGGACAACGCAUCAAAGCCUUCACCAAACCGCCUCAUCGCUUGGCUUCGCCGUGUGUAUCGGCCCAUAGGCUUCUCGAGAGGCUACAACUUUGCGCUUUGGUUCAUCUUGGGCGGUGCACUUAUGGGAUUCUCCUUUGCGCGCCUCAAAUACCUCGACUUCCGCGUCUUGUGCCCAAACCCUCUGCCAAAGGGGCCUGGAGGAGCAGUUCCAGGCGAGUGCUACUACUUUGAGAAUACCACUGGCCGAGCUGGGAUCAUUAUGCACCUGGCUGGCAUCCUACCGGCCGCUAUUCUCGUCAUCUUCCAGUUUCUCCCGGCUAUUCGUCAUAGGUUUCUUAUCUUCCACCGUAUCAACGGCUACAUCAUCCUUUUACUCUCCAUUCUCAGCAUUGUCGGUGUCUUGAUGAUCGCCAAAAGUACAUUCGGCGGGACUCUUGAUAUGCAGGCUGCUACGGGAACAGCCAGCAUCGCUUUUCUGGUUUGCCAGGGCUUAGGCUACUACAACAUAAAGAAGCUCCAGAUUGAGCAGCAUCGUGCUUGGAUGCUGCGAGGCUGGGUUAUUGUCGGCUUCGUCAUCACUAUGAGAAUCAUCGCUAUAAUCAUGUCCAGGAUUACUAGCUCCAUGAGCCCCUACUACUCUGUCGGGUCUUGCGCUGUUGUGGACUACAUGUACUCCCAUAACAAAACCAUCGUCGAAGCCCUGUACCCCAAUUGUGCAAGUUUCUACACCGGCGAGGCUCUUGAUCAGCGCAUUCUCAUCAAGGGGGAUUUCAACGCCCCUAGGCCAGACCAGAAAGCAUCGGGGCUCAAUGUAACCUUCGGAGCCAGCGCUUGGCUCGCCCUCGCAAUCCACUGCAUCGCUGUCGAGCUCUACCUGCGUUUGACGCCCGCCGAAGCAGAGAGACUCCGCCGCGUCUCUUAUCAGCGACAACUUGAGGCAGGCAUGAAGAAUCCAGGCAACGCUGGCCUGACGGCCCAGAGGCUGGGAGAUGCGGAACCUUGGGCGUGUGCCGAUGAUGGCGGCUCGGUUUGCAGACAAGCAUCGCCUGAGAUGGACCGCGAUUAGGGAGGAGCAUCGUACUCAAUGAUGCCUGAACUUGGGUAGCCGCAGAUUGUUCAAGAUGGUAAUUAGG